Molecule: messenger RNA, 1109 nt
Organism: Raphanus sativus (radish)
Lineage: Eukaryota; Viridiplantae; Streptophyta; Magnoliopsida; Brassicales; Brassicaceae
Exons: 7
Coding region: 44-952 (302 amino acids)
Biological process (GO): RNA metabolic process
Cellular component (GO): cytoplasm; nucleus
Molecular function (GO): sequence-specific DNA binding; RNA binding; single-stranded DNA binding
Source: RefSeq, a predicted model, not a curated record
CAUUAAAGAGAAGAAAAAAAAGGAAGCGGCGCAAGUUAACAUAAUGAUGAACUCAGCGUAUCGAAGCCUUCACUUGACAGCGUCUCGUCUGAUAAACCCUAACCCCAUCUCCUCUUCCCUUCUCCAUUUUCUCCCUCUCUACUCCGUCAACGCUGGUUCUCAUCGUUCCACUCCUCUCCGCCGUAGAAACGCACUGACUCCUUUCUCCUCCUCUUCUUCUUCUUCUUUGUACGCUCCUAUGGCGGCAGGAGAUGACCAGGUUCAUUUGCUGGAGAAGCAGUUCGAGAGCUUCCGUGGUCAGCUCGAAGAGUCAGCAGCUUUGAGAGAGCAGAUUCGUGCUGUGGUUAUGGAGAUUGAGUCCGCCACCAGGCUCAUUCAAGCUAACCUCCUCCUCGUUCAUCAGUCUCGACCCAUUCCCGAGAUUAUCGAGAAAGCUAAGGAAAAGAUGGAUGAUUUGAGGAAGUUCUACGGUCGGCUUGCUGAGAUCCUUCAGAAAUGUCCUGGACAGUACUAUAGGUACCAUGGGGACUGGAGGAGUGAGACACAGGCAGUGGUCUCCCAGCUCGCUUUCAUGCACUGGCUAGAAACUGGAAGUCUCCUUGUGCAUACCGAAGCUGAAGCAAAACUUGGGUUGAACAGUUUGGAGUUUGGACUGGAGACGGAAGAUUAUCUGACUGGAAUAUGCUUCAUGUCAAACGAUUUGCCUAGGUACGUGGUGAACAGAGUAACAGCAGGUGACUAUGACUGUCCAAGAAAGGUGAUGAACUUCUUGACGGAUCUUCAUGCUGCCUUUCGCAUGCUCAAUCUCAGGAACGAUUUCCUUCGCAAGAAAUUCGACAGUAUGAAAUAUGACCUAAGAAGAGUGGAAGAAGUAUACUAUGAUGUCAAGAUCAGAGGUUUGAUUUCUGGUGGAGAUCCUCAUCCUCCUCCUCAAGUCCAAGACCAAUCCUAAAUUAGGAGUCUUUCACUCUCGUUUGCUCUUUGCAACUUUGUUUAGCUAAUCAUGAAACAGCAGGGAGUGUUUUUCUGUAAGACCCAAAACAGCAAAGAGUUUGUUUCUGUAAAACUAAAACGGCAAGGAAUAGGCAGAUCAUUUUGGUUUCUUGAAA